UCAAAAACAUGAUUCAUUUAUGAAAAUAUGGAAGAACUGAGAAAGCGGCUUUCUUCAAUGUGGUAUCAAAUGUAUUUUGAAUUUGACUAGAAACUGGCUAAAAGCGGCCAGAAUUGAACUAUGAGUUCCGUUUGGAAACGAAUUCAACGCGUUGGCAAACGGGCCUCGAAAUUCCAGUUUAUCGCUUCGUAUCAGACACUAACAUUGGAGUGUUCUAGAGAUGGGAAAUGGCAACCAAAUAAACUUAGCGUGAUCUGGACGAGACGGAAUAGACGAAAAGCUGUCAAGCCAGAAACAUGGCAACCAAGUAUUGCCAAUCCUUUCCGAGGAAUGAUUGUCUGGACUGAUCCUGAGGAAGUGGAGAUCAGUGUGACUUUAUACAAGGAUGCGAGGGAAGGGAGCCCCUUUGAAGAUAAGCUUUGGACAUUUUUGAUUGAAGAUGAGUCAGUGACUGGAAAACGUCGUCCAGUAGCAAGUGUUUCUAUCAACAUGGUGGACUAUCAUAGCAUUGAUCUUCAAACAUUUUGUCUGAAUCUUCCACUGCGACCUGCAUCAAAGAAAGUUGUCUCUGCUUCUCUAGAUCUGAACCUUGCUUGUGUGCUCCUUAAAGAAGGGAAUGCAACAGAUGAAGAUAUGAUAAGUAUGAGUAGUCUCCUUAGUCUGAAUGAUCCCUAUGGAUCUCGUGAGUCUGAUUUCGAUGCCGGAAAGAACUUUAAAAGAAAUGCUGGAAAAAGACUAUCUCUAAGAUCAGCAAAAUCAAAAAGCAAGCCAACAUUUAACAUGGCAACCAACACAACAAGCUCUAAGGAGGUGAAAAAACAUGUAAAAAGCAAAGGAAAGACACACAAGAAUGACACAAUGAAUAUGUCAUUGCCUGUGGCUAAUCAUGUUAUUGAAAAUGGUUUAAAUAAACCACUGAGCACAAGUGACACUGAUCUUUCAAAAAUAGAAAACAGGUCUAGUCCUAAAAAGAAGAAGGAAGAUGAAAUGUCUGCCCCUGAACAAAGUUUACUGAAGUGGUGUCAGGAAUGUGUGAAAGAUUAUCCUAAUGUAGAACUGACUAACAUGACGACGUCAUGGAGAAAUGGCUUGGCAUUUUGUGCCAUUAUACAUCAUUUCAACUCUGAUAUGAUAGACUUCUCAAGUCUAAAGGAGGACGAUGUCAGAGAAAACAACAGACUUGCUUUUGAAGCAUUUGAAUAUCUGGGUAUAUCCAGAAUGUUAGACCCACAUCAGAUGGUUCUCUCCUCAGUCCCUGAUAAACUUCUCAUUAUGACCUACUUACAUCAGAUCAAACAGUAUUUUACAACAAAAAAGAAAACAAUUGAGGAACGUGAUGAGGAUGAUGGCCUCACCUUGGAUACCAUAGUUGAGGCCGAGCGGAACCUGAGACUGAAUACCGAAACUCUAAUAAACGAUAUUGAGAGCAAUGAUUUUACAAAGUUAAAAGACAGUAAGGAAUCUGAUACAAAAACAGAUCCCCCAAAAGACGUUAAAACGGAUAUCUCAAACGAUAGUAAAACAGACACCUUGACAGACGGUAAGAUUGAGUAUAAAGCCAAUCCUGGGUAUAAUCCGUUUGAUGAAGAUGAACCCAUCGCUCAGGCGGGUAUUAAUAUCGGAUUCACUCCGACAAGUUUGGAAGAAGGAAAUAUUGAAUUUGACGCUGCAGUUGUUGAAUCAAAGGAAAAGAACAGGAGUGAUGUGGUCUUGAAAGAUGAGGAACAUAAUAUAUCGUCAGAAAAUCAUUCACAAACCAUUGACAAAUGUAAUCAUGAAAAAUUGCGAGAAAAUCAGGCGAAAGAAAACGAGCCCAGUGUAUGGGAGCACAACCAAAAAACGGGUAUCAAAAAACCAUCUGUAAAACCGCAAGAAAGAAAAGCGAUUACGAGCGAAGACCCGUGGAGGUUGGGGACUAAUGAUAGUAGAACAAACCAGGCAAAAACAAAAGAGAAAGCCCCAAAACCACCAGAAGAACAUGACAUAAAAGAUUAUAAAUCAAAACAUGAAAAUACUGUGCAAUAUUCUCCUCAACCAGGAUUUAAUCCAUUUGAUGAAGAGGUGGAUGAAGAUUUAAAUCAGAAUAAACAAGAGUUAAAAACAGAGGAUGAGACUUCCAUUAAAGGAAAGUCGCUAAAUCCGUUUGAUGAUGAUUAUAUAGAUGAUGUCGAGGAAAGUAAUGUAACUCAGAAGGAAGCACCUAAAAGUUUGAAUCCUUUUGAUGAGGACUAUGACGAACCACUUGAGACUGAUUUAGACCAAGUUCUAAGUAAAAAUAAUGAAGUGAAAACCGGUGAAGAAAGUCACGUGGACAAAGAUCCGAGGAGUCGUGACUCGGUAAGGGAAGAGAGAGGUAGUCCUGAGAGAGGAAUGGGAACAACUAGCAUUAAUGAAGUUCUCGUUGCCAAUACAAGCCCAAGGCGUAGCCCAAUAACUAAUUCAAGUAGACUACAAACAGAUAAUAACCUUGGUGUUACCAAAGACAAAUAUACCAAUAAAACUGAUAAUACACAGAGAAGUACUUCACCUGUAGUCCACAGUCACACAUCAUCAGCAAGGACUGUAGAUACAAGUCAAACUAAUUCUCCUCCUCCUGCGAGAUCUACAGAAAAUGUACAAGUUACUCAAAUGCAUCGUAAGGAAAUAAGACGGCCCGGAGAUCGAACUGGUUCUAUGGAGCGACCAACAGCACUGAGCGCAAAGCCGCCUUUUAGGAAACAGUUGACUGAGAGUCAUAUCAAACCAAAAAGACCAGAAUCAGAGAAUCUGGGUAGAAAAGGAACACCUACGUCACCAACACCUGGUCGCGGGCAGCUUAGCCUACCAACGUCGCCACGAAGUAGGAUUCCAUCAUUCGAAGAAUGGAAAGCAAAGAAAUCGGACGAUGCUGCAAAACAAGAAGAAAUCAAAGCUCAAGCAAGACAAAUGAUCAAAGAAGCUAGAGCAAGAACGGCAAAAUCUCAAACCACUAACCAGGAACCAAGAAACAACGUGGCUUCUAGAAUUCCUGUACAAGCUAGCGCCAAUCUCCCGCGAUUAACAUCGUCGAAGAAGUACAAGGCACCAGAACCUCCCGGUGAAAAUAGACGCGGGACUUUGGCAUCCAAGUUAAAGGAUGAGAUUGAAUAUCAGAAGAGAAUCACUGAAAAAACUCGAAAAACUUUGGAGUCUUCUCGUAUUAAAAGAAUCAAUCCAAAACAGGAGAAUGUGCCCGAAGUUGAGCAGCGAAGCGAGCGAAGUGAGAAAGUACAACAAGCGAUAAGGGAGGCCAGGGAGAGACCAAACAGGAAAACUAACCCCCCUGAAACUGAAUCGCACCCCCCUGCUGAUGAUGUGAAGAAAACCGCUAGUAUGACAAGCCCACCGAAGCCACCGCGUGUGUAUACAUAUACUGAGGAAGGAGCCAAGUCUGAAGAUGAACCUCAAGAGAGUGGGGAUGAGCAGCAAAUUGAUCACCAAACGACUGCAAAUAAAAAUGAAACGGUAGAGGAACCAUUGAACACGCAGGGAGAUGAAGAAAAUGAGCCAAAUCCAUCUUUACAACAAAAUCCGUUUAAACUGACUUUCAAAAGAAAAGAAACUGUACCGCACGCUGUUGUGAAACCUCUAUCUUCAACCACGAGUCGGGAGACAAAGAUUGACUUGAAGAAGUACAGCAUCAAGUCUCGCAAAUUGAGUGAAACUAACAAUGAGAGUAACAUAAGUACAGCCUUUGGUCAACUGUCCCGUAGUCGCGAGUCAUUGUCGUCAGAUCAUGGCCAUUCAUCUGAAGAGGACGUUAAUGAUAUAUUAGAUAAUGUUGGUCAUGGCUCUGAAAACGAAAAUGGAUCAGAUGAAGAAUUGUACGAUAAUGGUGAAGACGAGGAAGGCUUCCAAGAUACAUCUCAGUAUGUUGAGCACGAGAUUGCUGUUUUAGAGGAGGAUCGUGUGGCAUUAGAUCGAGUGGCGGUAAAACUCGAGAAAGAAUUGCGGGAAGCCAUGAACACAGCAGAUUGUAAAGAUGAGGAACAGAGAUUAUUCCAAGAAUGGUUUUUGCUUGUGAACAAGAGGAAUGAAAUUGUCAGACGACAGACGGAAUUAAGUAUAUUAGAAAAGGAAGAAGAUUUAGAGAAACGUUUUGAAUUGUUAAACAGAGAACUUCGCUUUUUAAUGGCUGAUAAUAAACGAGAAAAAAGUGCACAAGAGAAGAAACGUGAGGAAUUGUUGCUGGCGGAGUUAGUUCGUUUGGUAGACAAGCGCGACGAGCUUGUGAGAAUAGAAGAUUCCCAAGUACAGGAAGCGGAGAAAGCAGCACAACAUGUAGAUGAUGUUGUACGGAACACAAAGAUUCCCAAGAAACAGGGUGAUUGUUGUAUACAAUAGAAGUGUAGAAAAGAAUCACCUGAUCACCUGACAGCGAAGCAGGCUGGGAAGAGAACAACGUGAAGUGAACAGAUAUUUUGUAACCAGAGAAUAAUGAUUACAUUAUCGUUAUAUAUAAUUGUUUUCAGUUUUCGUUAGUUUAGUGCUCAACCCCAAAUCAGAUUUUAAAUAUAUUUUAUUGUUAUCUUGCAUAAAAUUUUUGCGUCAAAUUGCAAGGUUCCGAAAGGUCCCAAAUGAUCUCAAUAUCAUGACGUCAAUAAAGUGGAGAAACUACAAGAAACCUUUUUUCCAUUGCAUUUAAAAAUAAGCCAAUGAUUUCGAAUAAGAAAAAUCUGAUCAGGGUAAACUAGCACUUUAAUAAAUUGGCUACAUGCAUGGCUGCGUGUCUUUAAAAUAAUUGUUGAGUUGUUUUGUCAAUGUUUUUUUUGUUUACUUGUAAGUACAGACUGGGUCCGAGAGUAAGAACUGAACGACAAUACCAUGCAAAUGUGUUAUAUUAAAGAGGAAAUUGUAUCGAAGUCAGCAGGAACUGUAAUUUGGUCGAAAUAUGUACCCACAAAAUCGUGCUAGAAUGCUAGUAUGCAAUAUUUAGGACAACUCGUCGUUAUUCCGGAAACGUGCUAAGGAAGAUGGCACAUGUCGCAGCUCUCGGAAGCUUUCGUCCAAUUGGAUAAUGCUUUUCUAUGCCUUCUAAAGAACGAAGCUUUUUUAU
This is a messenger RNA of Dendronephthya gigantea, 5074 nucleotides long. Its product is annotated as EH domain-binding protein 1-like. The coding region runs from base 121 to 4362 and encodes 1413 amino acids. Gene Ontology annotation, molecular function: protein binding. Lineage: Eukaryota; Metazoa; Cnidaria; Anthozoa; Malacalcyonacea; Nephtheidae. The transcript is spliced from 24 exons. The record is from RefSeq and is a predicted model, not a curated record.